Molecule: messenger RNA, 1968 nt
Organism: Diabrotica virgifera virgifera (western corn rootworm)
Lineage: Eukaryota; Metazoa; Arthropoda; Insecta; Coleoptera; Chrysomelidae
Product: junctophilin-1
Exons: 5
Coding region: 1-1968 (655 amino acids)
Cellular component (GO): endoplasmic reticulum membrane; plasma membrane; junctional membrane complex
Source: RefSeq, a predicted model, not a curated record
AUGGGUAGAGAUGGUAAUAGAAGUCAAAGUGCAGAUGAGUUUAUCCUCAAGCUUACCGAAACUAUAACUGGGAUUAUCGAAGAGAAAUAUAACGAAAAAAUUGCCAAACUCGAAGAAGAAAAUCAAAGUAUUGUUAGAAAACUUCAGCAGCAGGAAGAGACAAUCAAAUCUCUUGUUAAUCACCAAAAGAAACAGGAACAAAUGGGGAGAAGCACCAACCUUAGAAUUUAUGGAGUUCCUGAACCAUCGGGUCCUGAAAAUUUGUCUAAAACUAUGCUUGCUAUAUUUACAACUACAAUGCAUCUGGAAUUAGAUGAAAGAAGUAUAGAGUUCUGCUAUCGACUGAACAAGAAAGAAACCCACAAAAGUACUUAUCAAGGACAAUGGAUGAGAGGUAUGCGACAUGGCUAUGGUAUAAGGAAGAGCGCCCCCUUCGGCAAGGCGUCGAAGUACAGGGCGAACAAAACGCUGAGGGCGUCGUUAACAUCGUUACGCAGCAACGAAGGUGCUCAAGCUGGUGGUCCAAACCCCGAGUUGACAGACAAGAGAGACCGAAGGGUGGACGAUUCACGGGGAGGUUUUGUAUUGAAGAUGAGUUCUGCUGAGCCAACAGCUCGACGAAGAUCCUUGGGGUCGGGGAAUGUGAAGAAGGGACUGUUUACUGGACUGAAACUUAAGAAACAACGAAGUACUGGAGACCUGGAGAAGCGAGGGGGAUCCGGAAGUAUACGAUCGACGGGAUCCUCGGCAUCAUGGGUUAGUACUGAUUCUGCGCAGUCGGCUAUGACCAACGCUUCCAUACCGUCCGAUUCCAACGCCAGUUUCGUUAUUGAGGACGAAACCAUGGAUCCAAGUGUGGUAGAAACAUACAUGGGGGAAUGGAAAAACGAUAAGAGGUCUGGUUACGGUAUCAGCGAACGAUCAGAUGGUCUUAAAUACGAAGGUGAAUGGUAUAACAAUAAAAAGUAUGGCUACGGUGUCACUACUUUCAGUAACGGCGAAAAAGAAGAAGGAAAAUACAAAAAUAAUGUUUUAAUAACUAGUCAAAAGAAAAAGCUUUUUUUAAUGAGAAGUGCUAAAUUUAGGGAAAGGAUAGACGCUGCUGUAAACGCUGCCCAACGAGCUUCAAAAAUAGCAUUACAAAAAUCUGAUAUAGCUAUUAAUCGAACAGCCACGGCUAGGGGAAAGGCUGAGCAAGCUGAUAUAGCUGCAGCUCACGCUAGAGAAGACUCUGAUAUUGCAGAAGGAGUGGCUAAGCAGUAUGCGCCAGAUUUCAAGCAACCUGGUUUAGAAAGGCUAAAAGCUAGACAAAAUAAAUAUAGGGAAAUGCAAAUGCAAAAUCAGAGCAUGGAUAUGGAUAAGAAGCCUACAAUGAACUCUAUUAACCAAAUGUCUAAUAUGCCUCACCAAAUUCCGAACCAAAUCCCUAACCAAAUACCCAAUAAAGCAACGCAAAUGUCCAACCAAUCCCAAUAUAAAAUGGGAUGGACGAAUCCUAGCCAAUCUAGUCAAAUCCAAAGUAAUAGUUAUUCACAACAACCUUCCAACCCAUACCCUCAAGCGCAGUACUUAGAUCCUAAUGUCAAAACGAAUAACCCCUAUAACAAUCCUUCCAGUAGUAAUCCUUACAAUAGUGCCAGUAAUCCUUCCCAAACACUUGUAAAUGACCAUGGACCACUCCAUCCCAAUAAUUCUGCUGAUAUAGCGCACGACAUAGGCUUUAAAUCAUCACCAAAUACUGAAAUUGGUUUCAAGGGAGCUAACCAGGAGAUUGGCUUCAAAAAUACCGUUUCGCCGAGAAACUCCAUACCCACGGAAGACUCUAUGCAGGGUAAUGCUAUAAGGAGGAUGUCGAGGAGAGUUUCGGGAGAUCGACCAUACUUAGGAAAUAUCGGACAGCAGUCCUCAAUAGACCAUUUUGACCAUUACAAGAGGCCGCCUAGUAGAGACUCCAGUGUUGAUAGGUAA